UAUUUCCGUCGUCCUAAUUUAGACGUACCUUCUUUGACUGUAAAUUGUCCCUCGUGCUUCUUCUUUUCCUAUCCAAAUGAGCUCUUAACGACAAGAUAACCAAUAAACCUCUGACUCUGAGAUUACCCGUGCAGAGUGAAAAAGAUAAUACAGAGAUAAAAAUAGCCAUCGUUACAACAAGUUCUGGGAACUUGGCCGCGAGCGCUUUACUCGCGACUGGAAAAACUGCAAACUUCGCUCGAUGAGGACUGACGUUUGAUCGAAAAUCGAGGGGAUAUUAAACCUCCCGUUGCAACAUUGAUCUCGGCUCUGGUCCCAGAAUAUAACGUGCGGAUAGUCAAAGCUGGAGUAGAAUGUGUGAUGGGGUCAAGUCCCCUGAGGAUGUGCUUGGUGGUUUUGGUCGGCUUCACUCUGAGCUCAGAUGAGGUUCUCGCCAAGAAGGUGUUCAAAGGUGAUCAGAACAUCGGAACAGUGCUGUUCGAUCGAAGCGACUGCGGCAAGCACUGCUGGACGAGCGAGGAGUUCACGGUCUUGAACAGUCGGCGAAUGUUCCAGGACAUCCUGCCCAAGGUGAAGGUGAUAGACGCCGAGAACGAUCAGUACAUCGCCCUGCUGAUGGACUACUUCCACAUCUGUCUCGAGUGCGUGCGCAAGCUGUCGAUUGGAAAGACGAAGCACCUUCUGCUGAAGGCACUGGCAGACACGAUGGGUGGCUACCUUCACGUCUACGUGCUGCCGCUUACCAGACGCUCGUACUACGCCGGAAACAUUAAGUACCGGAACGCCAAGCGGCUUUUCGAGCUCUUCGACGAGCUCAAGAACUUCCUGCACACGAACGGCGUCGGCUGGCUAAAGCCCAGCCUUAACAAGAAGCACGUCAAGACACCACCGAUCGUCAUUACACCGCCUCAGAGUUCCGUUUCCUGCGAUGGACUGAUCACUUACCCUGCUCGUGCAGAUUCCAGUUCCGGUCAAGGUGAGGUCAGCCGUCCGAACCCGUCGAAGAGGAAGAGGUACAUUCAGCGUCGAAGGAGGACCAGAGGUGCCGGGGGAUCUGGUCCAGUCACUGUGCCGCUGCCUUUUCUGGAUGACGAAGUGAACCCGAACAGCAUAGCCCUGCCGUUCAAGACGGACACUCUCCAAUCUCUUUACUGCGAGCAGUCGGCCUUUUCUCUGGUAAAAUACUACGUGUCUAGUGUAAAGUGCAUCGUCUCGCGUUCGAAGACGAAAUUCGAACUGCUCAAAUUCAACAAGGACAUGUUCGAUUGGCUCCAACAAUCGGUAAAUCCUCACUUGGAUGACGAAAAGUGGUAUCCAGCCUUCGGCGGGGUCAUGAGGGUUAUUUCCUCGCUGAAAGAGACAGGGCUUGGGGACGAAGGCGACAAGAUCAAGCAGGGCGGUGAUUACCAGAUGAUGCCCAAGGUCAAGGCGUCGACUAAAUCCCCCGAAGAAGAGGGUGCCCCUCCUCUGUACAAGGGAAAGAUAUCAGGUAACGACGAUGGUAACGGCGUAACAUUCGGAACGACCGAAUUGAUCGUCAUCGCUCUGGCCGGUGCUCUGCUCAUGUGGCUUCUGAUCGGUAUAAUACUGGUCUGCUACCGAUUCCUGACCAGAAACUCGGAAGAAUGUCCUCCCUGCGAAUCCCCCGCCAACACUCCCGUAGCGGUGCUUUAUGAAAACGCGGAGUACUGUGUUCCCGAGUGUCCCAGCAAACCCUCGAAACGGGGUCUUGGCCGACGUCUGGCCGAGUGGUGGAAGAAGAGGUUCGGUCCCUGCGAAGGUGGCUGCGAUGACGAGGACGAGGAACGGUGCCUGGCUGCGAUCAGUUACAGUAGCAAGGACACCAUCGACGUUACCAACAGCACUAGCAAGUCCUGCACUAAGAAAUGCUACAACUCGUUCAAGUCUCCGUCCCAGUCCGUAUCUCCAAGAGGUUGCGUGUCCUCCAGGUCAAAGACCGGCUACACUUCGGACUCUACAAGCAAUUCCGAAGUCGAGAGGGCAAAGUCUCGUUAAAUGGAUAAUCGUGCGGACGAAGACCGGAAAUGGGGUAUCAACGAUGACGAAGAUAUCUUCUGCAGGAUAUUAUUGAGCCUGAUUUUGAUCCUGCCUAAUCGGUACUGCCGAAGAAUGAUUGAUCGCGAUGAUCAUUUUGGUGCUUUAACACCGUGUAACGAAGCGCUAAUCAAUCGUGCAAGCCUCAUCAUCGCAGACGUGGACGUUUCGUCUAAGAUCGCAA
Molecule: messenger RNA, 2239 nt
Organism: Neodiprion fabricii
Lineage: Eukaryota; Metazoa; Arthropoda; Insecta; Hymenoptera; Diprionidae
Exons: 12
Coding region: 361-2016 (551 amino acids)
Source: RefSeq, a predicted model, not a curated record